Messenger RNA from Trichomonas vaginalis G3, 2112 nucleotides. Its product is annotated as leucine-rich repeats (6 copies)-containing protein. Lineage: Eukaryota; Parabasalia; Trichomonadida; Trichomonadidae. The transcript has a single exon. Bases 1 to 2112 code for a protein of 703 amino acids. The record is from RefSeq and is a predicted model, not a curated record.
AUGUUUUCAGGAUGCACAUUAUUAGAAACAAUUGAUUUAGGUGGUGUUAAAACAAUUGCUAACUUCUCUUUCCAAAAUACAAAACUAACUAAUUUAGAUCUUAAAUCUGUUACAACUAUUCAAUACAAAUCAUUCUUCAACAGUAAAAUUCAACAUUUAACAAUUAGUACCAAUCUGUCUUCAAUUGAUCUAACAUCAUUUAAAGGCUGUUCACAACUUAAUCAAAUCACACUUGGAAGCAGCAUCACUAAAUUUGAAUUACUUGGUUUUGAAGAUUGUCCACCAAUCACAUUUGAUUUACAAACUACAGCAUUUAAGAACGAAAACAACAUUAUAACGAAAGAUACAACAUUAGUUUACAUUGGUUCAGGAGUGAAUUCUAUUCCUUCUACUAUCACAGAAAUCGGGAAAAAUGCAUUCAUUCAUAGCACAAUUACAAAAAUUACUAUUGAUCGCGAAAUUUCGUUUUCAUCAGGUUUCAGCAACUUUAAAUCACUUAAAGAAGUAACAAUCAGUGGAAUUAAUAGUAUUCCAUCAUAUGCAUUCUAUAAUUGCGUUAAUUUAGAAACAGUUUCACUACCUUCAACAGUUACAAGUAUUGGUGAUUAUGCAUUUUAUAACUGCAAACUCUUAUCAACUAUCAACUUAGAAUCAGUCAAAAAUUUUGGAAAACAUUCAUUUGAAAAUUGCAUCAAAUUAACAACAAUUAAAUUGAACAGUGGCGUUUUUGAUGAAUAUUCAUUCUAUAACUGUGUGUCACUUAAAAAUGUUGAAUUUAUUUCUCAUUCUGAAUCUCAUUCAUUUAAAAAAUACUGUUUCUCAAGAACAGGUUUAGAAAAAUUUGAACUUUAUAAUCCUGAUUUUGAAGAAGGAGUUUUUUCUUAUGCCGAGAAACUACAAGAAAUUAAAUUGGAAACAUCGACAACGCCAUAUCCUGGAAUUCCAGAAUAUAUGUUUGAACACACUUCAUUGACUUCUGUAGAUAUUCAAUUCUCAUAUAUAAAUGAUUUCUCCUUUUCUUUUAUUCCUAGUUUAACUUCAUUUGUUAUUCCUGAUGAAUGCGAUAGUAUUAGCACAACUUCAUUUCUUGGUUCGGAAAAUGUUCAAUUUAGAUUCAGAUCUAGCACACAUCCCGUAUUUCUUUUAGGAAAUCACGAAUUGAUAAGGAAAUUUAACAAUGAACUCAUUCUAACUUAUGGAAAACUUCCUUCAACUUAUGUUGUUCCUGAUUAUGUUUCACAUAUUGCAGCAAAUUCUAUUCAGUCUCUUCCUAAAUAUUCCGCAGAUGGAAAAGUUGAAGAUUACGGUGUAACUACUUUAGUUAUUCCUAACACUGUUAAUACAAACGGUGAUAUGGAAAAUAGAGGAGCAUAUACUCCAUAUCUUCACAAUCUUUGUUAUGGUCCAAAAUUCCAAGUGGGUACAUUUGUUUUUGAGACUGUUCAAAACAUUUAUGUUUCAUCUGCUUAUGAUACAUACAUUUGGAAACAUUAUGGUGCUUAUUAUGAAAAUAGUAUCACAAGAGUAAUUAAAGAUAAAUGCGAUUCAUCAGUUCCUUUCGAAAAUUAUGCAAAAGAUGAUUAUUUCACACCUAUAAAAACAGAUUCCCUUGAUUUUGUCAAAGAUCAACAUCUCAUUCAGUUUGAAAAUUGUGAGGAUACCGAUGUUCCUGUUCCACAGCCAGGAGGUUCAACAACAACAACGACAACAACAAAAGCAGUUGAUCCUCAAGAUUCAUCAAACUCAACAUCAUCUACUCAAGAAACAAAAACAGAAGAAUUUAUUAUUGAAGAGGAUCCAACUAAAAAAUCAAUGUCACCUUUAUUGAUUGCAUUGAUUGUAAUUUGUGUUUUUGAAGUUAUUACAAUUUGCACAAUGGUUAUCAUCUUCAUUGUCAAAUCAAAUGAAGAAGAAAGUUCUACAACAAAUGUAGAAUUUAAUGCUGAAAAGAUUGAAACAGGAAAUAUUGAUGCAACUAUGGCUUUCACAGCCGAUAAUCCGAUUUUUGGUGCCAAUCUGUCAGAUGACCCAUUUGCUCAAGACUUUAAUGAUGAUAAGUCCGAUCAAGGUUUCUUCGAUGGAGGUCUUGUUGAUCCUGAAGAAGCUAAUUAG